Messenger RNA from Blastocystis hominis, 540 nucleotides. RefSeq lists its product as hypothetical. The transcript is spliced from 3 exons. Bases 1 to 540 code for a protein of 179 amino acids. The record is from RefSeq and is a predicted model, not a curated record. NCBI's taxonomy places the organism in Eukaryota, Bigyra, Opalinata, Blastocystidae.
AUGAAAGAAAACGAAGCUAUUCUUAAUUCUAUCAAAGAUGACGCGAUUAAGACGUUUACAGAAAUGAGCGACUUCAAUAAAUACAAGGGUACUGUGAUAUCUCUUUAUCGGAAAUAUCUGGAAGAGCAUCAUGAGGCAGAUAAAUCAGGCCAGGUUUGUAGUGUCUGCAACAAGUGCAUAUUGGACAAGUGCGUGGAGUGCAAAGGGUGUCAUUGUAAGACACACGCUGUCUGCUACAACCUCAAACGACACCCAGAAAAAGUAUGGUAUUGCAUCGUCUGUGAAGAUAUUCUGCGAUAUUGCAUGAACGUGCCGGAUUAUGACAAGUUUGAAGAAGAACAAAUCGAUCGAGUAGAGCCUGAAAUAAUGGCGAAUCGAAACGAGAUCUUCUGCUGCAUCUGCGGAUACAGCGAGGGAGCAAUGAUCCGAACUGUUCUCAACGGUGUGUAUUGCCAUUUAUCUUGUGUUUCGUGGUGUGAAGAGGUCCAACUUUCCAAUACGAAAGGUGCAGUGGACCAAUCUCUGUUCCAGAAAAUUUGA